Molecule: messenger RNA, 1921 nt
Organism: Linum tenue
Lineage: Eukaryota; Viridiplantae; Streptophyta; Magnoliopsida; Malpighiales; Linaceae
Source: the annotation of a GenBank genome assembly
UUAAAUAAAGAAAGUUGCUCCGAAAUAUCCGCCUCCUUUUCUUAAAUUCCUAACCAAACGGACCUUUCCUUGCCAAAAGCCCAAAAAUUCCAGUGGCCACGGCGGACUGUUACACCAAACUUCGACGGACUUCUCAACGCCCUUUCUUCAAAAAUCUCUCCCAACUCCCAGCCUACCGCCUUCCUUCACUCACUCCUCUGCUUCAUCCUUCCCCUCUUCAGCUCUUCGCUUCCUUCAAUCACCGAGGAAGAAAUGCAGAGCGCCGCCUUCACCACCUCCCCUACCUUCCUCCGUCCGCUCCGGACUUCCCCGCCCUCCAACAACCCUAGGUUGGGCUUCCGCUUCGACCCAAUUCGAGCUACCGGCCGGAACGAUCUCGGCGCUGCUUCCAGCAGCAAUGUCGUUUUCCCCCGCCGGUCCUGGUCCCUCGGCAACCCUGACUCCAAGCUCCAGCUCAGGCCGUGGAACCCCCUGCCUCCGCUUGAGAAGAGGGCGGAACGGUUCGAGGUGAAGGCUACUGCCGAGACCGCCGGUGAGGAAGACAAGUCCUCUAGCUUCACCAAGACUCUGGUGCUCGGAUCGUUGUUUGGGCUUUGGUACCUGUUCAACAUCUACUUCAACAUCUACAACAAGCAGGUCUUGAAAGUCUUCCCUUAUCCCGUAACGAUUACCGCUAUCCAGUUUGCUAUGGGUACUGCUCUUGUUACUUUCAUGUGGACUUUCAAUCUCUACAAGAGGCCAAAAAUUAGUGGCGCUCAGCUUGCUGCAAUAGUGCCUCUUGCGGUUGUACACACGCUUGGCAACCUCUUCACUAACAUGAGUCUUGGGAAAGUGGCCGUUUCGUUCACUCACACUAUCAAAGCUAUGGAGCCAUUCUUCUCGGUUCUUCUCUCUGCAAUGUUCCUUGGUGAGUUUCCUAGUCUUUGGGUGGUUUCUUCUCUUUUACCAAUUGUUGGCGGAGUGGCACUGGCAUCUAUGACUGAAGCCUCAUUCAAUUGGGCUGGUUUUUGGACUGCAAUGGCUUCCAAUGUGACCAAUCAAUCUCGUAAUGUCCUGAGCAAAAAAGUCAUGGUGAAGAAAGAGGAUUCUAUGGACAACAUCACCCUCUUCUCAAUCAUAACAAUUAUGUCAUUUAUUUUGCUGGCUCCUGUGGCUCUCUUUAUGGAAGGUGUCAAGUUCACUCCAGCUGCCCUCCAAUCCGCUGGAUUGAACGUUAAACAAGUGUGCACUAGGUCACUACUUGCUGCUCUAUGUUUCCAUGCCUAUCAGCAGGUUUCCUAUAUGAUAUUGCAGAGGGUAUCACCUGUAACCCACUCAGUCGGCAACUGUGUGAAGCGAGUGGUGGUCAUUGUGAGCUCUGUUAUAUUCUUCCAGACACCUGUUUCACCUGUCAAUUCUCUAGGCACCGGAAUAGCUCUAGUUGGAGUGUUCCUAUACUCGAGAGUGAAGAGCAUUAAGCCAAAGCCAAAGCCAAAGGAAGCUUGAAAAAGUGUUGUGGAUAAAUUUUGUUUUUGCGGAAUUGGGGUUUCUUUCUUUCGUUGAUAGCCAUUGUUAUAUGUUUUCUUGCAUUCGAAGGAACGCAACUGAUUCAGACCAAGCGAGGAACUUCAGGGUUAGGCUGUGUAACUGUGUAAGUGUGUUUUUCUUGCUCUGUUUUCUUAUUGUGUUUGAUCCCCAUUUUGAGGACGAGGAUAUUGUGAUGUGGAGGUGGCUUAGCUGGGUUAGGGUUUUUACUGAGAAUAAUUGUACACGACCUGGUUAGGGCAAAUUUUAGUAGAGGAAAUAUCUCGGUUGGCAAAUUUCUUUGGCAAGUUGUACUUUUGGUGUUAUUGGACCACUGCACAAGCGUUGUUUUGUGUCUAUUGGUUCUUGUCCUUGAAUCUGGCCGGUAAAAGGUCCUGAUUCAUGCAUAGUUUCCAUG